AUGGAUGAAAAAUUAGUAGUUACCAUUUUAAAAUCUUUAGAGCUCGAAGAUUGGUCUAAUAUUCUUUUUGUAAUUGUAGUAUUUAUAUUUAUAGUUUAUAUUUUAUUAAGAUGGCUUCAAAAUAAUCAAAGUAGGCUUGAUAAGAUCCAAAAAGUUAUGGUAUCUUCUCAACCACUAACGACAUCUAAUAGCCUAGUAUUCGAUAAAGCUAAAGCUAAGGAAAUUCGAUUGAAGGAUAUGAUAAUUAAACAAAGAAUAAAUGCAAAAAGGGCAAGAGAAUCUCGGAGGGAAUUACUUAAAAAUAAAGAAAUGCUGCGCAAUAUAAAAGAAGAACUAUACAAAAAAAAAAAAGAUGAAAAACUUGUAGAAGAACUGAAGCAAAGAGAAAUAUUACUAAGAAAUAGGCAACAAGAAUAUGAGAAGUGGAAAAAAAGAAUUGUUAUUGAGAAUUCAGGUCAAGAUACAGAAGAUGAAGACCUAAAUAGUGAGUUAUUAUCACUAUCAAAUUUUAUAAAUUUAAUUAAAACAAAAAAAGUAAUCCAAUUGGAUGACUUAAGUAGCAAUUUUAAUAUUAAUAUAGAUGAUACUAUAAAUAGAAUACAAGAACUAGAGAAACAGAAUUUACUUGACGGAAUAUUCACAGAUUCAGGCAAAUAUAUUUAUAUUACUGAAACGGAAUGGCAAGAUCUUACAAAGGCUUUGGAAUCUAAAGGAAUUAUUGAGAAAUCUAGUUCUCUAGUGAGUAUAUGUAAUGAAGUAAUUAAUAUUGACAAAUAUACUACACAAAAUAUGGAUAAAUGA
Molecule: messenger RNA, 801 nt
Organism: Cryptosporidium muris RN66
Lineage: Eukaryota; Apicomplexa; Conoidasida; Eucoccidiorida; Cryptosporidiidae
Exons: 1
Coding region: 1-801 (266 amino acids)
Source: RefSeq, a predicted model, not a curated record